This is a messenger RNA of Coffea arabica (coffee), 771 nucleotides long. The record is from RefSeq and is a predicted model, not a curated record. NCBI's taxonomy places the organism in Eukaryota, Viridiplantae, Streptophyta, Magnoliopsida, Gentianales, Rubiaceae.
AUGGCCAACGAACAAAAAUGGAAUUCAACUACCUCCAUCCUCUCCCUUCCGACCGAGGUGCUAUCGGAGGUGCUUGCACGUGUCGCAUCUUCUUCGUCGACUGAUCUUUUUAGCGCAAAACUAUGCUGUAAGUUGUUUAACGAGGUGUCCGACGCAGACACCAUAUACCAGCGGGUGUCACUGCAGAAGUUUGAAAUCGUCCCCUGGCACAAAAACGACAAAGUGUCCAGGUUCCUGAAGAAGUGCAGACAAUGCAAAAAAUUCAGAAGCGGUGUAUCGGAAAGGCGUGUGCCCCUGUUUGUCAGUGAAAAAGAUCAGACUUUGAACAUAGAAGAGAAUGCUUCUUAUUCUUGGUCAAAAAUUGUUGACUAUUUUUCGGACAAGCAUGUGGACUCUGCAUUGGAAUGCCUCGAAGAGGCUGCCAAUUCAGGCCACCCCGACGCUGCAUAUGCGUUGGGAAUCAUUUACAUCUUUGUUGGUACCGACGAGUUAAAGCGCAGAGGCAUCCGACUGCUGAGCGGGUUGAAGAAAUCCAGAUUCUUGCAAGGGGGAGUGAAACUUUGUCGUGACAAUUUGCGAGCGCUGCUGAGGAUGAUAUGGGUCAAGAAUCCUGUGUUUCUAAACCCAACGCCCAUUUGUUGUGCCAUGACACACGAGAGGAAAACAUCUUCAUGGCCUAUGGAUGCCGAUGACGUGGAGGAGAGUACAUGUGAAGGCUGCGCUUGCGAUGAAGAAAUUGGAGCAAUUUGUGCCGCCCUACCGAACCGUUAG